Molecule: messenger RNA, 514 nt
Organism: Aricia agestis (brown argus)
Lineage: Eukaryota; Metazoa; Arthropoda; Insecta; Lepidoptera; Lycaenidae
Product: ejaculatory bulb-specific protein 3-like
Exons: 3
Coding region: 96-467 (123 amino acids)
Source: RefSeq, a predicted model, not a curated record
UCUAUGCAGCUGUAUAAAAGCUUCAGUGGCUUCGUUCUAAGCAUCAGUUACUGACUUGUGUUAAGUGCAUCAACUACCUACUUCAAAAGCUCACCAUGAAAGCCAUAACAGUCUGCGUAUUCGCCGUGCUGGCUCUGGCGGCCGCCGCCCCGGAGACCUACACCGACAAGUUCGACAACAUCAACCUGGAUGAGGUGAUGGGCAACGAUCGCCUUCUGCAGUCCUACUUCAAGUGUUUGAUCGACGAGGGACCCUGCACCGCUGAAGGCAAUGAGCUGAAGUCGCACAUGGGGGAGGCGGUAAAGAACGAAUGCGCGAAGUGCACCGACGCUCAGAAGAAUGGAACUCGCAAGAUGAUCAAGUUCUUGGUCAAGGAGAAGCCGGACAUGUGGAACGCCCUCCGCGCCAAGUACGACCCUGAGAACAUCUACUACAACAAACACAAGGCCGAACUAGAGAGCUUGUAAACUGAACAGUGAACCAUAUUAACCACAAUAUACUUACUCCCUAAUAU